CUGACUGAAAUGCUGCCACCAUAUAUUUACGUUCAUGUUAAGCAAACAGAACCAGAAAAUUCCUCUCUUUUCAUCAGAUUACAAAGCGAUUGAUCAGCUGAAAACUCUCCCUCCAAUUUAAAGAUGGAAGCAGCAAAUGUCAUGGAUUCGGAAGCUGUUCAAAAGCCUAAAGUCAUCUACCGCUGUAAAAAGUGCAGAAGAAUCGUUGCUUCAGAGGAAAGCAUAGUUCCUCACGAACGCGGAAAGGGCGAGAAAUGUUUUAAAUGGAGAAAGAGAAGCGGGGAGAAGGAACCGGCCCAAUGUUCCUCCAUAUUUGUGGAGCCCUUGAUGUGGAUGCAACCAGUGCAAGAAGGGUAUGUGGAAGAGAAACUUCAGUGCAUGGGCUGCAAAGCUCGAUUGGGUUCCUUCAAUUGGGCUGGUAUGCAAUGCAAUUAUGGAGCUUGGGUUAAUCCUGCUUUUCAGUUGCAUAAAAACCGGUUAGAUGAGUGCCAUAUGUGAACUGUCCCAGCCUUGUAAAAGUCGAUUAUUGGGUUGAUACUCAGAGAUUAACAUUUGUAGAUGAUUUUUAAGAUUUUUUAGUUAGCCUCGAUGAAUUGAUGGUUAUUUUUAUGAAAUUACUGCUUCUGUUUUCUUUUCUUCAUGCGCCCAUUUGCGGUGAAGAAUGGGAUAAACUGAAUUUUAAUCAAUGGAUGGACAGCUGACUGGAUUUUGUUUAUGACAA
Molecule: messenger RNA, 721 nt
Organism: Theobroma cacao (cacao)
Lineage: Eukaryota; Viridiplantae; Streptophyta; Magnoliopsida; Malvales; Malvaceae
Product: dual specificity protein phosphatase-like protein
Biological process (GO): protein dephosphorylation
Molecular function (GO): protein tyrosine/serine/threonine phosphatase activity
Source: RefSeq, a predicted model, not a curated record